UGUGAUACUGUGGAACUUCCUGUGGAUUUACAGUCUCAAUUUAUGAUUUCAGGGAGGAGAACAUUGCUAUUAUCAGGGAAAAAUUCGAGGAAAUCCAGUAUCAUUUGUUGCCUUGUCAACAUGCCAUGGACUACAUGGGAUGUUCUAUGAUGGAAAUCAUACAUACCUUAUUGAACCAGAUGAAAACUACUCUUCAGAUGAUGACUUCCAUUUGCACUCUGUUUACAAAUCCAAGUUGUUUGAGUUUCCUUUGGAUGACCUGCCAUCUGAGUUCUGGCAAAUGAAUGCUACAUCGCAGAAGUUUGUUGUAAAGCCAAGACACAAAAGAAGUAGAAGGCAGGUUCGUCAGAUUCCACGUAAAGUUGAUGAAGAAACAAAAUACAUCGAGUUAAUGAUUGUAAAUGAUCAUCUAAUGUGUAAAAAGCACCGCUUAUCAGUCGGCCAUACAAACAGCUAUGCUAAGUCAGUUGUGAACAUGGCAGAUUUAAUUUAUAAAGAACAACUUAACACCAGGAUAGUGUUGGUUGCCAUGGAAACCUGGGCUACUGAUAACAAGUUCACCAUAUCUGAAAACCCCUUGGUGACCCUACGUGAGUUUAUGAAAUAUAGGAGGGAUUUUAUCAGAGAGAAAAGUGACGCAGUUCACCUUUUUUCGGGGAGUCGAUUCCAGAGCAGUCGGAGCGGUGUAGCCCACACUGGUGGAAUCUGCUCCUUGCUUAAAGGCGGAGGUGUGAAUGAGUUUGGAAAGACAGACUUAAUGGCAGUUACCCUGGCACAAACCUUGGCCCAAAAUAUUGGCAUUUUCUCAGACAGAAGAAAACUAAUAAGUGGUGAGUGUAAGUGUGAGGACACGUGGUCAGGAUGCAUAAUGGGAGACACCGGGUAUUAUCUUCCAAGGAAGUUCUCCAAGUGUGAUAUUGAAGAGUAUCAUGAAUUUUUAAAUAAUGGAGGUGGAUCCUGCCUUUUCAAUAAACCAACCAAGCUUCUGGAUCCUCCAGAAUGUGGCAAUGGCUUUGUGGAAGAUGGAGAAGAGUGUGACUGUGGGUCGAUAUCAGAGUGUGCCAGUGAGGGAGGAGAAUGCUGCAACACGUGCACCCUGACGGCAGGCUCCCAGUGCAGCAAUGGGCUUUGCUGUCGGAAGUGUCGGUUCGAACCUAAAGGAGUUUUGUGCCGAGAAGCAGUGAAUGAUUGUGAUAUUGCAGAGAACUGCACAGGAAACUCCAGUCAGUGUUCUCCCAAUAUUCAUAAAAUGGAUGGAUAUUCAUGUGAUAACAAGCAGGGCAUUUGUUUUGGGGGAAGAUGUAAAACCAGAGACCGUCAGUGUAAAUAUAUCUGGGGUGAAAAAGUGACAGCUGCUGACAGGUACUGCUAUGAGAAGCUGAAUAUUGAAGGGACUGAGAAAGGAAACUGUGGGAGAGACAAGGACUCUUGGAUACAGUGCAAUAAACAGGAUGUGCUUUGUGGAUACCUUCUGUGCUCGAAUAUAUCUAGUGUGCCCAGACUUGGAGAACUUGAUGGUGAAAUCACAUCUUCUGUCUUGCAGUUUGGAAAAGUCUACAAUUGCAGUGGCGGCCAUGUGAAGCUCGAUGAGGAGACAGACCUGGGCUACGUGGAGAAUGGGACGCCGUGUGGGCCGAAUAUGGUGUGCCUUGAGCAUCGCUGCCUCCCCACUGAGUCCUUCAACUUCAGCACCUGCCCAGGCACCACAGACAACCAAAUUUGCUCAGGACAUGGUGUUUGUAGCAAUGAAAUAAAAUGUGUUUGUGACCGAUUCUGGGGAGGAGAUGACUGCAGUUCUCGCAUCAAGGAUGAUAUGUUUUUUGAUAAAGAUGCCAUCAACAAAGGUGUUGUUAGCACAAAUAUAAUAAUAGGGGCUAUUGCUGGCACCAUUUUAGUGUUGGCUCUCGUUUUAGGAAUAACUGCUUGGGGUUACAAAAACUACAGAAGGCAGAGACAAAUACCCCAGGGAGAUUAUGUAAAAAAGCCUGGAGAGGCCGACUCUUUUUAUAGCGACAUGCCUCCUGGAGUCAGCACAAACUCUGCAUCUAGUUCUAAGAAGAGGUCUGCUUUUCUGUCGCAUUUUCAGAUUUCUACCUGUUCCAUCACCCAUUAUUCCAUUAGUCAGAACAUUUCAUUGUUUUGCAGCAGGUCAAAUGGAUUAUCUCAUUCCUGGAGUGAAAGGAUCCCAGACACAAAACAUAUUUCAGACAUUUGUGAAAAUGGGAGGCCUAGGAGUAAUUCUUGGCAAGGUAAUAUAGGAGGAAACAGAAAGAAAGUCAGAGGCAAAAGAUUUAGGCCACGGUCUAAUUCUACUGAGACACUGUCUCCUGCAAAGUCUCCAUCUUCAUCCACUGGGUCUAUUGCUUCCAGCAGAAAAUACCCUUACCCGAUGCCACCACUUCCCGAUGAGGAGAAAAAAGCUAACAGGCAAAGUGCCAGGCUAUGGGAGACUUCCAUUUAGCUGCUCCGUUUUCCUGGGGUGACGUCAAGAACUGUUUACUUCAGAUUUUAUAGAAACUCAGCAUUGCUGAGUCCUUGCACAUUCAUCUGUUCUUCAGACAAUGGGAAAGAUCAACACAGAUGCCCGUGAUCACAAUGGGAACCUCCUCUUAUUUGGAAGGGAAAAAGCAGUCUUUUUUUUUUUUUUUUUGUCAACCAGAAUUUUAUGGAUUUGAUAUUUGAUGUAAAGAACAACCAAAAUUACACCAAUUAACAGGGGAGUAUUAGACUGGACAUAUCGAGGCUGUUCCACAUGAUGAGAGAUACACUUACCUAGCAUCCCAGCUGCAGUCAGGUUGCAAGUCCCACCCAAGAGAGGUUUUUCUUGGGUUUAAUGCAGUUCCAAGUCAGACCAGACGGGGCUUGGGAAAGCGUGUUCAGGAGAACCCGGCCAAUGUAAACUUGUACGCUGUGUGCAUGAACCUUGUGUUCUUUACUUUCCACAUGUAAGGGAUAAACAACAUACCGUAGUAGCAAUUAGCAUGCAGGAGUAAGAAAUAUAGGAUUUUAUUGUUUUUUUUUUGUGACAGGAUUUCAAGCUUUGAAAGGCAACUCUUUGAACCUAAACGUCAAACAAACAAACAAGGAUUAUAUCUUUUUUUUUCUUUUUUUUUUUUUAACCUUACAUGUUUAUAAUCUCAGUAUACAGAUUGUAUAUAUGUAAACAUUUGAUAAUGUCAAAAAUAGCUGUUAUACAUAUGUGUAUUUUGCCAAAUGCCUAAAGAAACAGUCAUGACUAACAUCAUCACACUUCAAUUUUUCUAAUAUUAUGAGCAGACAACUGUGGAAAUACAGAAAGUACAGUACUGUAAAACCAUGUCUCUCAGAAACUGGUGUUUGACCAAAAUCUGUACCAUCUUCUAAGUAAUCGACAAUCUCAAUUACACAGUGGAACACAGAAAUCAGUACUGUAUACUUUGUCUUAAAUCAUCGUAAGGGGAACCAGCCAACAUAUGCUGUCCAGUGAGAUGACCAGAGUAUUCUCACACCGGUGCGAUCAAGAAUGAUCCUCUAGACAACAGAGACAGAGUCUUGAACUAACCUGCAGUACAAACGUCCUGAAAAUUUGGGAACACUUCGACAGUGUCAAUUCAGGAUGUGGUGGUGUGAAGGCCUUCUGGUGAGACUCGCUGUAUAUUUCUGACAGAGCAUUUCAGAUGCUGUUUUGGAUGGCAAAGUGUAUCUUAUGAGAAACCUAACAAUUUCACUGCACUAGAUAAUAACAAUGCUGGGCAAGUGGCCAGUUUCAUUGCUGUCUUUUUAUUUGUUUCUGGAAUCUCCUUUACCAUGUGCUAGGAUGCUCUGCUUGCUGCCCCUGAAGUCCCCUUGACAAUUUUUUGGGGCCAUGAACUGAGUACAAGUGAGUUUAGCCUAUAAAACAAACCAACAAACAAAAAAACCAACAAAAAGCCCAACACCUUUACCAUGGAGAUGUUGGUUUCCUGAAUAAACGGAUGGUGAGAUUUCUAGUACCUGAGAUUUUUUUAAAGGGUGUUGUAAAAACAAAUGUGGUAAUCUGACUGGAAAUUUUCAUUCAAUAAGAAAACCGGACCACAUCAAUUCAAUUUAUAAUUCUCCAGCUCUCCAAAAAUGACAGAUUCUUAGCUUCAGGUAGUGCCAUUACAGAAUAACACACGAUUCUGUACGGAGCAGUUGAAUACCUUGCCCAAUGACCGAGCGAUCAAUUAGAUAUCAUUGUGAUGGGAACAUCUGCGGUGUUUCUGAAUCUUCUACCUCUUUCAUGUAUUUCCUUUAAAAAGCGAACCCAACACUUUCAGCCUUUUAAUAUAUUUUUUUAACUUUUAAGUAAGUCAAUAAAGUCACAUAUAUGUAAGAUUAAAUUAAGAAAUGUCAGCAGCUAUAAAGUAAGCAAGAUUUUUAGAAGCGCUAUAUUUUAUGAUUAGGCUGUGUGUUGGAUUAUAACAAAAUAUUGACCUUGGAGUUCAAAUGAUUUCCUUCACAGUCGACAGGUUCUGGUAAGUAUUUUAGAGAAAGGCAAAUAAGAGCGAGUACAAGUACAAGACAGAACAGCUGGACGGAGCCAGUCACUUGUAAUUGCUUUAGGAAAUGAUUCUGCACUUUUUUGAACAGUAAAUAGUUGGUAGCACAGAAGAAUAUUUUUUUGCAAAGAUUUACUUUGAGUGUACGUAACUGGAUUGAAGGUAGUUGGUAGUGUAUAGCUCAUGAAAUAAGGGCCUGAGCCAUAAUCACUUGAAAUCAAUAGAAGUCUUCUAUUGAUCUCGCUGGACUUUGAGUGGGACCCUCAAGUUCACCCUAAUUAGGAAAUUAUGCUAGCCUCACAGCUCUUGUGUUACUCUGUUGCCUGGAAGCUGUUUUCCCCUUCCACGUUAGUAUCUUGUCUCUAGUAACUGGACUCUUCAUCAUGUGCCUUUUAUGAUAUUUUGUUUGGUUACAAUCUAGCAUGUAAUUUGAAUAAUCCUGUUAGAUUUCUGUGCGUAUUUCCUGUUUACCACCCUUUACUCUUCCCUUUCCAUUUUGCCUUAUCAAGAAGCAGCAAGAUUUGGCAAACAGAACUGGAUGUACCAUAUUGGCUGUUUGUGUAAUAUUCAUAGCUUAUUGUUUUGAAAACAAAUGGCUCUCCUGACUGUAUUUUCAACGUACUAUGUACUUACAGCUUCUCACGUGUUUUGGUAUAACUCAUUCAUAGCAUAUGAUGAUACAGUUGUGUCUGUAGCGUAACUUUAACAGUCACCUUUACAUUUGGGGCUAUGUCGUGACUGGAAGUCUAGUUAUGAGCUCUAAGUUUAAGUUAAAUAAACACUGACUUUCACUUUGAUGGUCUACAGUGAGAAUAUCACAAACCUUUCAUUUUUGCAAAAUUCUUCAGCAGAGAAUUUUGCAUUAACUUUGUAGCUUGGAGAUCUUGUCAUGGCACAAAACCUGAACUGUUUUCAGGUUCAGCCCAGGAAACUGGGCUGUGAGAGCCUCUUAAGCCAACGGAGGUCAAAGAAGAAGUUGCUUGCUUGCAUUUCUGUGGUUUAAAAUGCAGUGUGUUGAAAGCUGCCAGAUUUGUAACCUUGAAGACUGCAUAUAUUUUUAUCCAUAGUAGUUGGUUACACUGGCAAUAGCAAUAUAAAUUGCCGCAUAAUACCUCAUCCAGUCUACAAUAGAGCACUCAUAUUGUCAAUAAGAUAACUCAGUCAUUUUGACUCAUUGAGACUCAAACUUUUAUUUUUCUUUUAGUAAAUUAACUAGUUUUUGCCAGCUAUGCUGUAGAAACCUGUUGAAGUGGGUGGUGGUGGUGUGUAAUGUCUAAUACAUUACAAGUAUUUGUCCAUAAGAGCAUACAACCAGCAGGAUGAGCUAUACUUAGCGUUAUGUAUUUUAACAUGUGGGAGAAAAACCUUGUAUAAUUUAAAACAAAAUUAAUAUCACUAACUGAUGGCAACUGAAAGUUACAGACCGUAUCCAGAUAAUAAUGCUGCACAGUGAUGCUGCAAUUUAAUAACUAAAAAUAUACCUGCUAGUUCUGGAUUUGUUAAGAAUUUGAUUAAUCCAUGCUAUUGCCUUUUGGUGAACAUACUCAGGCAGUAUAUCAGAAAUGGCUUGGACUGAUAAUUCACAUAUAAUUUUGUUACCUGAUUUAAGUAUGACAUGUAUCUUUGAAGACAGCCACUUCCAAAUGGUUUAUAAGUUUUGUUCCUGAUUUAUGAUGCUGACCCUGCUAAGCUGAUGUACUCAUUAGAUAAUUUUGAUUAUGCAAAUGAACAAAUGGAACUUUGGGCUUUAGCCUGAAUUAAAAAGAGAAAAAAAAAAUGUCAAUAGCUAGUGUGCUGAAGUCCUCUUACCUGAAUCACUGUUGCUGGUUUUAAAUGAACUGAGGGGUCUUGUCAACAUCAAUGUGACAACUGUUUUCAAAACCAGGGCUAUGAGUAGGUACAUACACUAUUACAGGCAUGCACGUACUACAAAUUCAGACCAAAUUUACAUUCGUUUCAUUAGUAUCAUGGACAUUAGUAUCAUGGACACACUCAACAUGAUAAAGACUCUUGGCAUGUGAGAAGAGGCGAAUACAUCAGGAUGUAACGUGACACGAUGAGUCCGUAAUUCUGUGGGAUAAUAGGUUAGCUCUUAGCAUUUGCUCUGUCAUCAAAUCCCAUACAGAGCUGUUGUAGCCAAACUUACCAAAUUCCGGUGUAAAACUGAGCAAGCUGCUGUUCCCUUCCCUUCUAUCCCCUUUUUGCUCCUACUGAAAAGCAUUCCCAUGAAUGAUAAUUUCAUUCACUAGCAACCUCUUGUGUUGAUUGACUAAGAUCAAAAUGUUGCCAAGUGAGUUGCCUUUCCACACGAGAUAAGGUCUUUCCAGUGCUGUUAUUACAUCUUUUGCACUUGCUGCAGUAUAGGUGAAAGAGCCUCAUGUCUCAUUCGCAAUUUGCACUGGUAAAACCAUUUGGUGGCUGUCAUCCGGUGUCUUUCUCAUCCUCUAGCAUUUUGGAAGGAUAAAUCUCUUUUAUCACUGUGAACCUAAAAGUCAUACUACAUCCUAAUUUUCUUCCUCCAACUCUCAAAAGUAUCCACUUCUUCCUCUAAGUCGUCUGAAUAUCUGUAUCAUUAGCACAAUGUGUUACUUAUAUCAACCACAAUGUAAAGUUGAUUUACCUCAUUUUUAAGAGCUUGAGCAUUCUGGUCUCCUCUGCUGCCAGUCUGACCCCACUAUUUGCCUGGCUUCCAAACCAUACAGCAUUGAACAGCAAUAUGGGAUUUGACUUCAAUCAAAUUUCCUGAAGACAAAUGUAAAUAAAUUGCACGUUUGUACAGCUUGUCAUCCUGUGACUGCAUGGUGGGGUGAAGUUCCUAUGUGCAAAUAAAUAGCUAUCAUGGAGCUAUAAUAGAGCAAGAAGAAAAGGAGGACAGUGAAGCUGAUUGUGUAGAUACAGUUGCAGUAUAGAUAGGACUCUUAGGUGUGACCACCUGAAACAAGAAAUGAAGUGUCUACCAUUGACACUAAAAACUCCUUUGACCCAAAUAUUUUCCAAGUUGGCUUAUGAAAAAUAUUUCGGUACCUCAGGUAUGGAUGCUGAUGUAGACUAAAGCUUUGGAAACAGUAGCUCCUACAGCCAGCAGGUGGUGUGUUGUCAUUCCAGAGCAGUUUCCUGCAAUUGAUUAGAAAUGUGCUACAACAAUCAACACAAAUAGGUUGUUAUCUCCGAUGAGUAACCAAAACGAGCAGUAAAAGUAACUUCAGAACACAGAAAUGUGUUUGGUUGCUCAGACUCAAGAAACUCUGUCCCUGACUUUCAAAUCGGCUCACCUGUCUGGGGCUGGCAUUUUCAGUUCUCUAAAAUACAGCCUACACUCAUUUAAAAAUACUUUAGCUAAGCCAACUCUAAACUGGUUGAAAACUUUGGUUACAUAGACAGGCUGUAACUGCAAUAUAACUCAGCAUGAGAUGAGGAAGAUUGGUGAAAAGAAGUACAGAGCAAUUAAAAAGAAACAUUCUCUAAAGGGAGAAGCAGAGGUGUCACACUAUUUUUAAUUACAGGGGCAUAAAAUGUCAAAGCAACAAGCUUUUUUUUUUUUUUUAAUGUUUAUGUAUCCUCUGAUUAAAAAAAAAUGAAAAGUUUUGGUUAAAAAAAAUCUUAACUUGAGGCCUUAAGACCUUAUAUAUUCUAACUUUAGCAUGGAGAGUCUAUUUUUACAACCACAUUAGGAAUUCUGUAUAUAGGCCUGACUGACCAUGUAAGUAUAGUGGUGCUAGCAGCUAAUCAUGCAAUAUCGUAAGGCUCUGUAUAACAGUAAAUGCUGAUUUAUUUUGACUAUUGGUACAAGGACUCCUGCUCACUGCCUGUGUAGAGAAUCUAAAUAUUUUAUGCUUGGAAAUACAGUCCAGAACAUAUUCAAACUGUGAAUAUAUAACCUGAUUUUUCUUUUCUUAAGGGUAAAGAUGUAUUACAAUAGGUAGUGUUUUAUAUAGAAUACAGUACUUAUUUUUAUUGUUGCAUAAAAGCAAAAUAUUUUUUUCAGAAUAGCAAAGCAUUACAGAAUUUUUAAUCUGCUGGAGAAAACACUAUUUACAGUAUGAUGUUCUUUCAGCAAAGCUUUGGGGGUGGUAUAUACCAAUUGGCUUGGCCAGCUUCAUUUUGUGCUAACGUUUAUCUUGGGCAUUGCUGUAAGAAAAAGCUAUUUUUUCACUCACGCUAGCCCUGACUGGUAAAACAUUCAGAGAGGCAAGGAGACUUGUGUUUCGCCACUGGGACUGGGCUAAUAUUUGCAAAACCAACCAAUCUAUGUCAUAUUGUUGUCUUCGCUAAUUAAAAUCCUUUAAAAAUUGUACAUGAUGUAAUAGAAACAUAAGAUUUUGACAAACACCAAAAGAAGCAUUGCAAUUUACAACUUUCUAGCUUUGAGUGUGCUAUUUUUGUCAUCAACAUUACAGGCAUUGGGCUGUUGAAGUGAAUGAAUCUGGCUUUCAUGUAGCUAAAAAAAAAUGUUGCUUUUUAUAAAAUAAGAUCAUUGUAAUUUGGUUCUAAAUUCCUGCUCACUUUUAAUAACAGCAUCACAGUAUCCACUUCUAUGAGAGUAUUUAAUACAAAUGCCUGUGGUUUUCAAUGUUACUAACCUAUUGUAACAUCAGUAAAGUGACUUUCAAUGACAA
Cygnus atratus (black swan) is the source of this 9115-nucleotide messenger RNA. RefSeq names its product ADAM metallopeptidase domain 22 (gene ADAM22). Gene Ontology annotation, biological process: proteolysis. Bases 140 to 2461 code for a protein of 773 amino acids. The record is from RefSeq and is a predicted model, not a curated record. Gene Ontology annotation, molecular function: metalloendopeptidase activity. The transcript has 27 exons. NCBI's taxonomy places the organism in Eukaryota, Metazoa, Chordata, Aves, Anseriformes, Anatidae. Gene Ontology annotation, cellular component: postsynaptic density membrane.